Messenger RNA from Megachile rotundata (alfalfa leafcutting bee), 565 nucleotides. Its product is annotated as translation machinery-associated protein 7 homolog. The record is from RefSeq and is a predicted model, not a curated record. NCBI's taxonomy places the organism in Eukaryota, Metazoa, Arthropoda, Insecta, Hymenoptera, Megachilidae.
UUUUUUAAUAGGUGGCAGCACAAGUCCUUUAAAAACUUCAUCGUCCACAUUCCAACACUUGUCAGUUUAUCAAACUGCAAGAUUUUGGUAUUCUCCAUUCUUGCGAUAAAUUUGUGAAAUUAUUCAGAAAUCUUUAGUGUAUCAUAAGGUAAAAUAUAAUCGUAAAUUAAGGAUAUACGUUUAGAAUGGCCAGUCGCGAAGGGGGUAAGAAAAAGCCUCUGAAAGCACCUAGAAAGGAACAGAAAGUUUUGGACGACGAAGACGUAGCAUUCAAACAAAAGCAGAAGGAACAGCAAAAAGCACUGGCCGAAGCUGCGAAGAAAGCGAGUCAAAGGGGACCUCUCGUUACAGGCGGUAUAAAAAAAUCUGGAAAAAAAUGAUCCACACAAGACUGAAGAAACUAUCGAUCUUCGUGCACACCGUGUUCUUAUCAAGGCAUGAUUUUGAUAUUAUCGAUUAGUGUACCAUCCGAAAUAUUUUCGGACCCCUACUCUGCUAAAUGGUUAACAUUUGUAAAUAAAACGUUUAUGGAUUAAAUCACAGCAAUAUACGUAAUUUACAAACA